Molecule: messenger RNA, 1983 nt
Organism: Lutra lutra (Eurasian river otter)
Lineage: Eukaryota; Metazoa; Chordata; Mammalia; Carnivora; Mustelidae
Gene: PRR5
Product: proline rich 5
Exons: 8
Coding region: 247-1479 (410 amino acids)
Biological process (GO): TORC2 signaling
Cellular component (GO): TORC2 complex
Source: RefSeq, a predicted model, not a curated record
CUUUUGCGCCGGGUCCGCGCUGCGGGCCGCGCUUCUGGCGCUCCACGCUGCGGCCGCUCGGAGCAAUGAUUAACCCGGCGGGCCAGCCGGCGCGGGGCCCGGGGCGGAGGCGCGGGGCCGAGGCGGGACCCCGGAGGGCCGCUCGGCUUCCUGCUCUCGCCCAAGUUUCCUCGUAGAGGGCGCAGUGCCGGCCGGGGCCCGCGGCGCGGCGUGGCGCAGGGCGCGGCGCGGGCCGCCGGGGUCACCAUGAGGACUCUCCGCAGGUUGAAGUUCAUGAGUUCGCCCAGCCUCAGUGACCUGGGCAAGAGAGAGCCGGCUACCGCCGGCGCGGACGAGCGGGGCACGCAGCAGCGCCGGGCCUGCGCCAACGCCACCUGGAACAGCAUCCACAACGGGGUCAUCGCCGUCUUCCAGCGCAAGGGGCUGCCUGACCAGGAACUCUUCAGCCUCAACGAAGGCGUCCGGCAACUCCUGAAGACAGAGCUGGGGUCGUUCUUCACCGAGUACCUGCAGAACCAGCUGCUGACGAAAGGCAUGGUGAUCCUGCGGGACAAGAUCCGCUUCUAUGAGGGACAGAAACUGCUGGACUCGCUGGCAGAGACGUGGGACUUCUUCUUCAGUGACGUGCUGCCCACGCUGCAGGCCAUCUUCUACCCAGUGCAGGGCAAGGAGCCGUCCGUGCGCCAGCUCGCCCUGCUGCACUUCCGGAACACCAUCACCCUGAGCGUGAAGCUGGAGGAUGCGCUGGCCCGCACCCACGCCCGUGUGCCCCCCGCCAUCGUGCAGAUGCUGCUGGUGCUGCAGGUGCGUGGCACAGCAAGGAGGCCGCUGGGCAUGAGGCCGGGCCUUCCAGACGCAGAGCCUGAGGGAGUGCAUGAGUCCCGGGGCGUGACCAAGGACUACUUGCGCCUAGAGACGCUGAUCCAGAAGGUGGUGUCGCCCUACCUGGGCACCUACGGCCUCUACUCCAGCGAGGGCCCGUUCACACAUUCCUGCAUCCUUGAGAAGCACUUCCUGCGCCGCUCCCGCUCAGGGGAUGUGCUGGCCAAGAACCCAGUGGUGCGCUCCAAGAGCUACAACACCCCGCUGCUGAACCCUGUGGCAGAGCACGAGGCUGAGGGAGCAGCAGCCGGCGGCCCUGGCAUCCGCAGACACUCCGUCUCAGAGAUGACGUCCUGCCCGGAACCCCAGGGCUUCUCCGACACACCUGGCCAGGCUCCCCCUGGGGCCUUGAGAUCCUCUGUGGGCCCCCAGUCGGGGCCCUGCCCCAGCAGACUGUACCCCCCUGCCCAGCCCCCCGAGCCUGGCCCAGGCGCGGCCCACCCCUCCCCGCCCUCCUCCAGUCCAGAGAACCUGGUGGACCAGAUCUUGGAGUCCGUGGACUCGGAUUCAGAAGGGAUCUUCAUUGACUUUGGCCGGGGCCGGGGCUCGGGCUCAUCGGAGUUUGAGGGGACUGGGGGUCGGCAGAGCAUCGUGUGAGGGCCUCGAGUUUCUGCUGACCCCGUGUGUGUGCCUGGGGGGUAUGUGUGUGCAAGAGUUUUUUUUACUCUGUCCCGGCCAGUCGGCAGUGGGUCCCAGCCACUGUGCCAUUCCGGAGUCGUCGUUGGAGAAAGCGUCAACCCCCCGGGCCCCCAGCCCUGCUCCGUUUGGGGCGUGUGUUGGCCGCUCCAGUGGCCUCACUGGGUCAUCAGGAGCACUGGUCCGCCCUGUGUGCACAGAGCAGACCUGGCCGCCACCCCCAACCUGCCCCAGCCUGCCAGUGUCCACACCCAUGGAGACAACACUGUGGCCCAGCCAGGUUUCCAGAAUGAUUCCCAGAGCAAGGGGGGUCAGUUGCAGACCCGCCUUCCCCCUUCCCACUCACCUGAGCCCUGUGAGGCCACAGCAUGACCUGUGGGCCCCUGUCCCAGAUGCUCACGCAGGCUGCCCUCACUCGGGGCAGCCAUGGGCAGGAAGAGGAUGGAAUAAAGGUGUCUGCCCCAA